Molecule: messenger RNA, 1360 nt
Organism: Anopheles maculipalpis
Lineage: Eukaryota; Metazoa; Arthropoda; Insecta; Diptera; Culicidae
Gene: Alg2
Product: alpha-1,3/1,6-mannosyltransferase ALG2
Exons: 1
Coding region: 26-1267 (413 amino acids)
Molecular function (GO): alpha-1,3-mannosyltransferase activity; GDP-Man:Man(1)GlcNAc(2)-PP-Dol alpha-1,3-mannosyltransferase activity
Source: RefSeq, a predicted model, not a curated record
ACCGUUUUCAUCGCCACGUGCAGGCAUGGUGCGUAUACUGUUCGUUCAUCCGGAUCUGGGCAUCGGUGGUGCCGAACGGCUCGUUGUGGAUGCUGCACUAGCUUUGCAGAGUAAGGGCCACACGGUCAGCUUUCUGACCAACCAUCAUGACCCGAGUCACUGUUUCGACGAGACGAAGGAUGGACGGUUGCCGGUCAUGACGGUCGGCGAUUGGCUGCCGAGGGAUAUCUUUGGCAAGUUUUAUGCCGUGUGCGCUUAUAUACGAAUGGUGUACGCUGCGUUCUAUUACAGUCUGUUCUUGUCGAAGAAACAGCCGGUGGAUGUGGUUUUCUGUGAUUUAAUUUCGCUCGGCAUUCCCAUCAUCCGACUGGCACGGCCCAACCCCAAGAUUCUAUUCUACUGCCACUACCCGGACCAGCUGCUAUCGAAGCCGGGAAGUCUCCUCAAGCAGUACUACCGUAUGCCCCUCAACUACCUCGAGGAAGUGACAACGGCCCAGGCGGAUGGCAUUCUGGUGAACAGUAAGUUUACCAGCCGUGUAUUUAAGGAAACGUUCAAACGCAUCGCAACCGAUCCGGAUGUGUUGUACCCAUCGCUAAACACACGAUUCUUCGACGAAACUGCGAUUGGCGAAUCUGACCAGGUUGUGAAGUUACCGAACGAUGCGUUCGUGUUUCUCUCGAUCAAUCGUUACGAGCGCAAAAAGAAUCUUGCCCUAGCUUUGCACGCAUUUAAAGCACUGCAGGACCUGCUGUCGCCAGGAGAGUGGCACAAGGUGUGUCUAAUAAUGGCCGGAGGCUAUGACGAUCGUGUGAUGGAGAAUGUGGAACAUUACGAUGAAUUGGAAGAGCUGGCUGAGGACAUGCAGAUACGUACCAAAGUACGGCUAUUGAAGUCUCCCACCGAUCGACAAAAGCUAUCUCUGCUACACCGUGCCCAGGCAUUAGUUUACACGCCAGAGUUCGAACAUUUCGGGAUCGUUCCGCUGGAGGGAAUGUACCUCUCAAAACCGGUCAUUGCAGCCAACAGUGGUGGCCCGAUGGAGACCAUCAUUCACGAGCAGACCGGUUUCUUGUGCGAGCCGGUCCCGAAGGAGUUUGCGGCCGCAAUGGCCAAGCUGGUGAAGGAUGACAAGCACUGCGAACGGAUGGGAGCGAUGGGCCGGAAGCGUGUGCAGCAGAGAUUCUCGUUCGAGGCGUUCAGUACGAAGCUGGACAACGUUGUGACCGAUCUGAUUGGACGGGAUGGAGAGAAAAAGUUUAAAUAGCAUAGGUGGUGCCUGUUGCUUUCCACACUACUGGCGAUACAUGGCAUGCCCGGGCUUGCCUGUGAUUUCCCGUGGCAACCGAUGUUUGCAUUU